AUGUUUAGGUCUAACGAUGGAGCAGGAGAAAACACCAAUUUCCUUGGGCCCCCGCUAGCAGGGGGUUAUUCCCUCCCCCCAGGAACCCCGAACACCUUUGAUUUGUUUGCGAAAUAUAAAAUAUUCACCCCCUUUAUUAUUUUCUACUUCACCAUUAUAUAUCUCUUGAGUGUCCUCCGCAAUGCGUUCACAAGGCUCUUCCACAAAGGGAACAACCUGCCAAAGAAACUCUGCAUGUCACCAAAGAAAAACGACCAAGGGAUGACCGCCAUCGGGUGGUGCUCGUAUCAAGAUACGUACCCAAGUCAGCAUUUUAAUAGCGCCGAGGUGACGAAUGUAAACGAAUUUAAAGGCAAAGAAAAGGAAAAAACACAGCAUGUGAGUAAAAAAAAUCAAAAAAAAGGACCCGUUUUGUAUAGCCUAAUGGACAACCAAAACAGAGCAAACCUCCGCCUAAAAUAUGGACAUCUGUUCAAAGGAACAAACCAAUCUAACAAUCAAAAAAAUAUUCAGCUGGUCGAAGAGGAUGAUGAGGAAGAUGAGGAAGAUGACUCAGAUGAUGAUUCAGAUUUCGAUUUAGAAGAUGAUUAUUAUGAGGACAACUACGAUAGCUUCGACUAUGAUGACGGGGAGGACGACACGGAGACCUUCAAAGAACGAAGCAGAAAAAUGCGCAGGAGAGUAAAAAAAACGAUAAAAAAAGAGGUAAAAAAAGAGGUAAACAAAGAGGUAAAAGAUGAGCUAAAAAUGGAGGUAAGAAAUGAACUAAAGGAAUUUUUUAAAAACGAAAUGAAAAAAAAUUUACUCGAAGAAUUGAUGAAUGAAUUUAAGUCCAAACAAAUGGACACAACGAAGGAGGGUAGCGAAAAUGAACAAAUGGACACGACGAAGGAGGGUAGCGAAAAUGAACAACCGACACUCAACCAGCAGAUAGUGCAAACAAUUCUACAGGAUGUAAUCACCAGUCAAGCUCAAGAAAACACACGUCUGAUAAAUCCCAACUCUCCGAAAGAUCUACGACAAUUGAAUCUCGAACUCAUUGAUGCGGAAAAUAAACAUAGGAAAAAAAAAAACGAAGAAGAACUAAAAGUUACUCAACUGAGACAGGCACAAGAAGAAAUUAAUCAAAUCAAAAAACAAAUUGAAAAUGUGAAAUAUAAGAGGAAUAUUUAUGUGCACCCGAAUGAAGAAUACAAACAGCUGCUGUUUCUGUACCCACAAAAUAAAAUGUCCCAGGAGGAGGAAAAAAAAGGGCUCAUUAAGGAGCUGCAAAGGAAAUAUCAAAUCAAAAUGGAACAGAAGCAGAAUCUACUUAAGAACAUGCAGAAGGUGCAGAAUGAAGUGCAGCGCGCGGGUGACAAGGUGGAGGCCCUGCGCGCAAGCGUUAAAGCGAAGGAGGAGGAAGAAAACUAUAAGGGGAAAGUAAACCGGCCGUUUGACCAACACCCGUCGAUGGAAACCAAAGAGGAAGCGCACUUAACAAAUAUAUCGCACCUGUCAGACCUACCGCAACUACCUCCAGCACCAUCGAUAACAUCGCUACCGGCACAGUGGAAAGGAACAACCGUCCCGGCGCGCGCAGAGAGAUCGCCACUGCCAGUCAAAAUCAGAAUUCUGUAG
Molecule: messenger RNA, 1620 nt
Organism: Plasmodium cynomolgi strain B
Lineage: Eukaryota; Apicomplexa; Aconoidasida; Haemosporida; Plasmodiidae
Exons: 2
Coding region: 1-1620 (539 amino acids)
Source: RefSeq, a predicted model, not a curated record